CUCUCCUGCGUUUCUUGGAUAGCCCACGGCUGCAAUCUGUCACUUACUCUGUUGAAAGACUUGACUGCAGCUAAUCAUGUCUUUUACAAGAUCGGCUCUCUAUACAGCUAAUCCGACUACCUCCCGUGGUGUAUCCACGAAGCUGAGCGCGAACAAGGAGAAGAUCGUAUACACAAAUGGCAAGACUGUCUUCAUCCGGGACAUCCAAAAUCCCGGGCUCGGCGUCGCGUACACGGGACACGUGCAUAACGCGACGGUAGCGCGUAUAUCACCGACUGGAUACUACUGUGCAUCUGGAGAUAUUGCAGGCAAUGUGCGCAUAUGGGACACGGUGGGGGAGGACCAGACGUUGAAAGGGGAGUACAAAGUUAUCUCCGGAAGAGUAAAUGAUCUCGAAUGGGAUGGAGAAAGUAAACGCAUCAUCGCGGUUGGAGACGGGAGAGACAAGUUCGGGCAUGCUUUCAUGUUUGAUACUGGUACUUCAACGGGGGAGAUCAUCGGGCAUUCCAAGAUCAUUAAUGCUGUCGCCAUUCGCCAUCAAAGGCCCUUUCGUGCCGCAACUGCAGCAGAUGACAACUUGAUCGUGUUUCACCAAGGCGCACCCUACAAAUAUGACAAGACCAUCAAGUCUCAUACAAAAUAUGUUCAAGAUGUACGGUAUGCGUUAUCAGGCGACCACUUCGCUAGUGUGGGAUCAGACGGCAAGGCGUUCCUAUAUGAUGGGAAAACUGGAGACAUCCUUGGAGAGUUCGAGGAGGCGCACAAGGGUACUGCUUAUGCUGUAGGUUGGAGUCCAGACAGCAAGUCAGUUGUGACGUCGUCCGCGGAUACCACGGUAAAGAUCUGGGAUGUUGAGACGCGCAAGUCAACCGCGACAUACGUGCUUGGAACUGGAAUCGACCACCAGCAAGUCGGAAAUGUUUGGAGCGCUCCAGACACCAUAAUCUCACUGUCCGGGUCGGGCGACUUGAACGUGUUCGAUAGGAGAAGUGGAGGCAGUCCGGUUAAGAUCCUUCGCGGCCCACAAAAAGCUGUUACCGCUUCGGUGCCUUCGUCUUCUGACACGUUUUUGGUUGGCACUGCAGAUGGACGUAUUCUGUCGUACGACGCACAGGGCGAGGCUUCUUACGUUCAAGGGCAGGGACACACCAAUCUCGUCUCCAGCCUGACUUCUGGAGCCGACGGCAAGAUAUAUACUGCGGGCUUUGACGAUCGGGUCCGCGAGGUCGAAGGACAGGGCUUUGUACCGGCGUCCUUUUCUACCGGGACCCAGCCUAAAGAUUUAGCUGUUGCUAGCGACGGUACUGUAUUUAUUGCUGAGAGCGGCGGGGUCGAAGCCGUCAGGUCGAAUCAGAAAGUUGCUGACCUCAAGAUGAAAUCAAACCCCACCGCUGUCGCUGCGAGCGGGCACAAUGUUGUUGUUGGAACAGAGGACCAGAAGGUCCGAUUGUAUGAUUGGGAUGGAAAGACCUUCACAGAAGUGGCCACGCUUGAAGGAAACAAGGGCGUUAUCAGUGCCUUGUCAUUUUCCCCUGAUGGCACGAAAUUAGUCUCGGGAGAUUCGAGCGGGAAGAUCGUUUUGUUUGACGUUCAAGAGCGGAAGAUGAUCACAGGGCGGUGGUCUUUCCACACCGCACGCAUUCACUCCCUGUCAUGGACUGCGGACUCACAGCAUUGCGCGUCUGGCUCCCUCGAUACCCAUGUUUAUAUAUGGAGCGUGCCGAAGCCGAUGAAGAAUAUAGCGAUUAAGAAUGCAGUGCCUGGAGGUGUAAACACUGUGUUUUGGCUGGAUGGCGAUGGUAAGAGGGGCAAGUUGGUUUGUGCUGGUGCCGAUGCUUGCGUCCGGGUGUUGGAAGUCUCUUUCCAUGUGUAAUUCGGUGACUAUGACUCGUCUUUGUGAAAAACUUCGAGUUCAUGAGCAGUUCCAGUAGAACAUGUGUACGAAUCUAUAACAGAAAGUUGUCGAGAAAUC
Molecule: messenger RNA, 1972 nt
Organism: Heterobasidion irregulare TC 32-1
Lineage: Eukaryota; Fungi; Basidiomycota; Agaricomycetes; Russulales; Bondarzewiaceae
Exons: 16
Coding region: 77-1873 (598 amino acids)
Biological process (GO): actin filament depolymerization; positive regulation of actin filament depolymerization
Cellular component (GO): cortical actin cytoskeleton
Molecular function (GO): actin filament binding
Source: RefSeq, a predicted model, not a curated record